Molecule: messenger RNA, 2155 nt
Organism: Sceloporus undulatus (fence lizard)
Lineage: Eukaryota; Metazoa; Chordata; Lepidosauria; Squamata; Phrynosomatidae
Product: mesothelin-like
Exons: 12
Coding region: 589-1926 (445 amino acids)
Biological process (GO): cell-matrix adhesion
Cellular component (GO): cell surface
Source: RefSeq, a predicted model, not a curated record
CUUGGAGGACUACAUACCAACACCGCGCAUGCGUGGAUUUUCACCUUUCUCCCCCCCCUCCUUUCGCCUCUCGAACGUCAACACAGCGCAUGCGCGGACUUGCCCGGCUCUUUUUCAAGUCUGCCCUCAGCUAGACAGUAACACUGCGCAUGCGCAGAUAUUCACUUCGCCUUUUUUAAGGCCCGCCCCUUUCGCCGCCGGCCCCCGAGUGGCACGAGGAAAAGCAACGCCGCCGCGCAUGCGCAGACUUUCGUUUCUACAGGCGGCCUCUUUUGCCGUUGCUUUCACGCCUUUUUUUGUUGUUCACACCUUUGCCUUCGCUUUCGCCUCUGAGUGGAAAAGGACACUUGUUUAGUAGCGCCUCCGUUUUGAGGCCCGUUGGCUGGAUUGGUCGGGUGGUUUUUUUGUCUCCUAUUAUUUGGUUGUCGUCAGCUUCCCGCCUCGCCUAAAAGCCGCGCAUGCGCAGUGGCGCCCUAGCCCUAGAGUGGAAGUGAAAGAUGGAGGAAGAGAAGAGUUUGUUUCAUGAGAAGAGAGAGGAUGGCAGACGGAUAAGAAGCCACCUCUGCAGUGGGAAGGGCCUCCGUUGUGAUGCACAGGUGUACCAUGAGUUCUCUUCUACCUGUGGGGGAAUGUGAAGAACUAAGCCAGGGAUCCCACAAGCCGCUAGGUGUGGCUGACACACUUGACAAUUUGUCCUGUUGCUUCAAAGGUGGAUCACACCCUAUUUUCCUUGGUGAAAAGCAGCCUCCUUGGAGCACCUUACUCCAGCCCUACACACAAGGAGGAGGAGAUCGUGAUUUCACCAUGCGGAGGGAGCCAUUGGGAAUAAUGCUGCAGCCAUUGAAAACCAUCAGCUGCGUUCUUAUAGUGGGCUGGGCAAUGAGCACCGUUUCGAGUCAUGAGGAUGUCCGCGUCCCGCUGCUGAAUGGAAACAGAGAGCUUUCCCAUCUGCCAAGAGAGCAGCUUGUGAAAAACCUCCAGCCCUUCCGUCAAAAACGUGACGCAGAAUGCCCACCUGACCAAACCAUAACCGAUGAGGUGCUGCAGGACAAGUUAAUGCCAAUUUAUUAUGCACCCGAGGAUUUGCAGUUGUGUCUAAAAGGCCCAAAACUGGUGGAAAGUCUCCCUACAAUAUCAUCUUACGCUUUCACUUACGACCAGCUGAAGGCGUUAAAAGAUAACCUGGACAAGGAGUUUCCUGAUGGAUAUCCGUCUUGGCUGCUCCCAAACAUUGGAGUCUUUUUGACUGCAACAAAUGAAACCGACAUAAAGAAAUGGAAUUACACCUCGCCGGAGACACUUGCUGCUUUGCUGAGUGUGUCGCCUGAAGAUGACAUGGCCAAAUUGCUUAUCAAGCAGUACCUUGAUUCUGGGGGGCAACUCAAUAGCACCGCUCUGGAUGUCAUUGGACCGAAAUACAUUUGUCUCCUGGAUAAGGACCAGUUCAGCAUGAUAGAUGAAAAUGCCAUCAAGAUGGCCUCCAAUUUCGAUCCUUCUAAGUGUUCCCAAGCCAUGUUAGACAACUUGUACCCCAAAGCCAAGCGGGCUUUCUCCGACCGACACAACGAAUUCCCGGCUUAUUAUAACCUGAUCAAGCCAUACCUGGGUGGUGCUCCAGGUGAAGAUCUCAGAGCUCUGAGCAAAAAUAGGGUCAACAUGGACAUUGGGACUUUCAUGACUUUGAGGAAGGACUCUGUGAUGGAUCUGACGGUGGAUGAGGUCAAAGGCUUGCUGGGAAGAAACCUGAGAGAACUGAAGGAUCACCAGGAUCAACCUGUGAUAAGUGCCUGGAUCCACAGACAGAAGCAGUCCGACCUGGACAGCCUGGACCUUGGGCUCAAGGGGGGGCUCCCUAAUGGCUACAUGGUUCUCCCACGCAUUUCUUACCGUAAGAAACGGGAGGCAUUCGCUUUCGGGAGGAUUUGAGCGCCAGUGGAAGAAUCAACAGAAGACAGGAGCCCUUUAUUCUGGGAAAUUGGAUUGCAUACUUCAGUUCCUACAAGUGCAAAUUGCUUUGCAACUUCAGUGUGGUGUUAUAGUUUGAUCGCCAGACUAGGACUCUGGAGAACAGGGUUUGAAUGUCUCCCAGCCAUGGAGAUCCACUUGGCAGCAUGAACUUAGUACUGUAUGUAGAGAAUCUUGUAGCACCUUUGAG